AUGUCGUUCAAGUUCGGCUUCAGCGUGAAGAAUAAAGCAGCGAAUUCGCUUGCAAAACCCGCUGCGAAACAACCCCUAGGUAAAAAGAAACCGCUGCUGGACGAUGACGAUGAGCCGGUCAAGGGCAAGGCAAAGGCCACAGACGGCGCACAAGAGAUUGGCGAAUUCAAUUUUGAAGACACGCUCGCCUCACAGUCACAAUCCUCGAAAACUGCGCCGACCAAGCCGAAGAAGGGACAGCCUCUAGCGCCUCCGAAUCGAAAACCCAAAGUCAGGGAAGAUGACCCUUCCAUGAUCGGCUACUCUGCCAGCGCGAAGGAAGCGGAGAAGCUGGCAAAGGAAGCUGUGGAGGCAGACGCGACACUCUACGACUAUGACGCCGUAUACGACGCGCUACAUGCCAAGAGUGCUGCCAAACAUGCAGCAGAGCAAGAGGAUGCGCUUCAGCGGAAGCCAACUUACAUGGACGCCCUCUUCGAGUCGGCGGAACUGCGCAAGAAAGAUCAGCUCAGGGCACGAGACAAGCUGCUGAAACGGGAGCGAGAGGCCGAGGGCGAUGAGUUCGCGGAUAAAGACAAGUUUGUUACGGGCGCUUACAAGGCUCAGCAGGAAGAGGCGCGCAAAGCCGAGGAGGAAGAGGAGAAGCGGCAAGAGGCUGAAGAGCAGAAGAAAAAGAAGCUUGGUAUGCAAGGGUUCCACAAGCAAAUGUUGAUGGAGCAGGAGCGAAGACAUCAGGAGGCCAUGGAUGCCGCUGCUCAGGCUCUUAAAGAAGGCAUCAAGGUGCCGGUGGAAGAAAACAAGGAAAAGUCCCAGGCAGAGCUUGUCGCAGAGCUACGCAAGCAGGGCAAGACUGUCAUUACGAACGAAGAUGGUCAGGUUACGGACAACCGCCAGCUACUCUCCGCCGGUCUAAAUAUCCUCGCCAAACCUAAGCCUGCUUCGACGCUAGCUGCGUCAUCAAGUCAAUCAAGUGGCUCCCAGACAAACUACCAUGGCUCCAAGACGGGGCGUAAUGCUCAACGCGAACGACAGACGCAGAUGAUGGUCGAGCAGAUUGAAUUGGCCAACAAGCGUAAAGCGGAUGAAGAGGCAGAAGAACAGGCGAAGCUGCUACAUGCGAGUAAGAGCCAGAAGACGGCGACAGACAUCAGCAGUGCCAAAGAACGAUACCUGCAGCGUAAGAAAGAGGCUGCAGCUGCGAAGGCCGCGGCUACUGGCAAGUGA
Molecule: messenger RNA, 1224 nt
Organism: Cucurbitaria berberidis CBS 394.84
Lineage: Eukaryota; Fungi; Ascomycota; Dothideomycetes; Pleosporales; Cucurbitariaceae
Exons: 1
Coding region: 1-1224 (407 amino acids)
Biological process (GO): regulation of alternative mRNA splicing, via spliceosome
Source: RefSeq, a predicted model, not a curated record